GUUCAUUCUGAAUGCAGUUUGUUAAGAUUUUACCUGAAGAAAUCCUGAUGUUCCUGUCAGACUUGUUUAAACACAGUCAUGUGAUCAUAAGCUCCUCACUCUCACAGCUCUUACCAGGAAGAGACUGACGUGUUAUUUCUGCUUCUCUCACACUGACUCUCUUCUCUACUGACAAAAACAAUAAAGAACCAGCCAUCAGUGAAGAACCAAGAGAAACACUUUACAGAAGGAUCUUUGUGAAGUUUGGUUCUGAAUAGAUAUUAGAUAUUUGUGAUUCUCGAGGGGAUUUGUUUUUCAAACUGUCAUAAGUAAAGUUUAGAUCACUGGAGCUCUAAGAGUGAAAAUGGCUUCUCUAUCUGAAGAUGAUAUUUCGUGUCCUGUAUGUCAGGAAAUCUUCAAGAAUCCUGUUGUUUUAUCAUGUAGUCACAGUGUCUGUAAAGAGUGUCUUCAACAGUUCUGGAGAACCAAGAAAACUCAGGAGUGUCCCGUCUGCAGAAGAAGAUCCUCAAAAGUUGAUCCUCCAUGUAAUCUUGUGUUAAAAAACUUGUGUGAGCCGUUCCUGAAGGAGAGAAAUGAGGUUCGUUCAUCAGGAUCUGAAGAGAUCUGCAGUUUACACAGUGAGAAACUCAUACUCUUCUGUCUGGAGGACAAACAGCCGGUGUGUUUAGUGUGUGUUAACUCUCAGAAACACGACAAUAACACAUUCAGACCCAUCGAUGAAAUGGUUUCAUCAUAUAAGGAGGAGCUCAAUACAGCACUGAAGUCCUUACAGGAGAAACUUUUACACAAUGAAAAAACAAAAGAAGAGUUUGAGAAAACAGUUCAACACAUCAAGUCUCAAGCUGAGCACACAGAGCGUCAGAUUAAACAGCAGUUUGAGAAGCUUCAUCAGUUUCUCAGAGAUGAAGAAGAAGCUACAAUCACUGCACUGAGAGCGGAAGAGGAGCAGAAGAAGCAGAUGAUGAAGGAGAAGCUGGAGGAGAUGAACAGACACAUCUCAGCUCUUUCACACACAAUCAAAGACACGGAGGAGAUGAUGAAAGACAGUGACGUCUGCUUUCUGAAGGAGUUUCCAGUCUCGAUGGAAAGAUUCCAGAUCUCAUCACAGCCGGAUCCACAGACUCCUUCUGGAGCUUUGAUUCAUGUGCCACGUUACUUGGGGAACCUGUCCUUCAGAGUCUGGAAGAAGAUGCAGGACAUCGUCCAGAACACUCCUGUGAUUCUGGAUCCAAACACGGCUGAUCCUCAUCUCGUUCUGUCUGAGGAUCUGACCAGUGUGAGAGUCAGCGGUUAUCAACCUGUUCCUGAUAAUCCAGAGAGAUUUGACUUUCAUCUCUGUGUUCUGGGUUCAGAGGGGUUUAACUCAGGAACACACUGCUGGGAUGUGGAGGUUAAACAGAGUGCAUUCUGGAGACUUGGAGUAACUACAGCAUCAAACCAGAGGAAGGGACGGGAUUUCUUCUACACUGAUGUCUGGUGUGUGUGGUAUGAUCCAAUAGGACUGUCUCCAGGUUCUGGUUUUCCUGUUUAUCAUAAUCUUGAUCGUGUGAGAGUGAAUCUGGACUAUGACAGAGGAACAGUGUCAUUCUCUGAUCCUAUAACUAACACACAUCUACACACAUUCACAACCUCCUUCACUCACACACUCUUUCCUUUCUUCUGUAAUUAUGAUUAUUCUUCUUCUCUGAGGAUCUUAUCGAUCAGUAGUCAGUAAUCUGUAGCUCCUGCUUUCAUCUUUCAUCAUGUUUUAAUCACAUGAGUAAGAGAUAAGUUCUACAGUUAUACUAUAAUUACAGUUAGAUAACGUGAGAAACAUCUUAAUAACAACCAUAACCAGAUGCUAGCUCUCAUAUUUGUAAGUUUUUAGUCUUUCUGCAGUCUUUCUCUCCCUGAUAAAUGAGUUUCAAUGAAAGAGUUUUUUGGGGGGGUUAAAUGUCUUUUGUAAUAUUCACUUAUAUUGUAUGCUUAUGUGAAAAAGGAAGAUAACAGCAUCAAUGUUUCAAAUUUCUUGAGUUAUGAACAAAUAAAUUCAGUUUUAAAUUCUACAGAUCUACAGAAGAAAGAAAUGGGAUCAAAGAUCUCCCAUAAAGAUAUUUUGUAGUCUGAUAACGUAAUCUGUUAGCCAAAUUUUCCAGAGAUUUACAGUCUGGAGAAGAUGAUGAUAGUUGGCCAAGUCUGUAGAUUUGAGUUGACAUAUUUAAUUGAAAAUCAUGUAAUGUAUGAUGAUCACAGACACAAGCUCAGUGAUGAUCAGUGUGUGAUAUUUUCAGCAGAUGUUAUAACACAGAUGAUUUCAUUUGUCACAUAUCUUCUAGCUACAUUUGUGUGAGUUUGUUGUGAUCAGAAGGAAUAUAAAGUUUGGUAUUGUGUGAUCCUCAGUCGUGUAGUGUAUGAUGCCUUUGUGUCUAUUUACAAAGUCAGUAAGUGUAUGAUGCCUGUAUGUUUUAGUUUUCAUAUACGCAAUAGUUGUUCUUGACUUAACAUAAGAGUAAGAGUAAACAAAUGUUUUGAAUCUUGUGAUUAAAUCUAUAUUUCAUAUAAAAUGCCCUGAAGUUCAAACAUUAUUUUUCAGUAAUGUUUAUGAGAUAUGAUGUUUAUGAGUAAUGUUAUAACAACAAAUGUAAUUGUAAAUAGUUGCUAAACAGAGUUGAUCCUGAAAGUAACAGAAUAGAAACAAUUGUCCAGUGAAGUCAAUUCUGUUACACUAUUGUCAGCAUUGUUACUCUGCCUUGGUAACAGAGUUUAACAGUAACAGAAUUGACGGUUUUAUUUUAUUUUUGCCAAGAACUCCACUUGCUAGCAUAAAUGCUAAGAGCAUAUGGCACUAAUGAAAUCAUGAUUAAAAUACCUCUAAAUAA
Messenger RNA from Carassius gibelio (silver crucian carp), 2858 nucleotides. RefSeq names its product E3 ubiquitin-protein ligase TRIM35-like. Lineage: Eukaryota; Metazoa; Chordata; Actinopteri; Cypriniformes; Cyprinidae. The record is from RefSeq and is a predicted model, not a curated record. The coding region runs from base 344 to 1714 and encodes 456 amino acids. Gene Ontology annotation, molecular function: protein binding; zinc ion binding. The transcript is spliced from 6 exons.